UGGAAAAACGCCUAAACUUGCGGACCACGUUCUCACCCGUUCACAAUAUAAAAUAACGUUUUUUUUCCUUAGAACACCGGAAUCCCUCGCCUCCACCGCACGUGCCACGACGGCCGGCGUCUGUUUCCCAUCUGGCCCACGCGUUUGCGUCAUAAGCCUUUCCCUUCUUGUUCUUUCUCUAUAAAAUCCACGAAUUGGAACUCUCCAUCAUCUAUCUUUCGUUUCUCUUGAAAGCAGCUCACAAUGUCGGUAAGAACUGUCAAAGUCAGUAAUGUUUCUAUAGGAGCAACUGAGCGAGAUCUCAAGGAGUUCUUUUCUUUUUCUGGUGAUAUUGAAUAUGUCGAAGUGCACAGAUGCAGUGAUAAUGAACAAUCUCAAGUUGCAUAUGUUACCUUCAAAGAUUCACAGGGAGCCGAAACUGCUGUACUUCUUUCGGGAGCAACAAUUGUAGACCUGGCUGUCACAAUAACUCCAGAUCCAGAUUAUGAGCUGCCACCUGCAGCUUUAGCACCCCCACCAACUGAAACACCUGGCGGUGCUGAAUCUGCCUUCCGGAAGGCAGAGGAUGUGGUUACUAGCAUGCUUGCCAAGGGCUAUAUUUUAGGCAAAGAUGCAGUCAACAAAGCAAAGACUCUUGAUGAGAAGCAUCAAUUGACUUCAACAGCCUCCUUUAAAGUUGCUUCUCUUGACAAAAAAAUAGGCUUGACUGAGAAGAUCAGCGUUGGCACGACCAUUGUAGGUGACAAAGUCCGGGAAGUGGAUCAGAAAUUUCAGGUUUCAGAGAAAACUAAAUCAGCAUUUGCAGUAGCUGAGCAAAAAGUUAGUACUGCAGGAUCUGCUAUCAUGAAGAAUCGGUAUAUUUUUACCAGCGCUGCUUGGGUAACUGGUGCUUUCAACAAGGUUGCAAAGGCAGCUGGGGAUGUUGGUAGCAAGGCAAAAGAGAAGGUAGAAAUUGCUGAAGAGGAGCAAAAGAGAAAGGUGGUGGAUGAAUUUGCGCAGGUUCACCUAUCCGAGUCACCAAAAGCGCCUGCUGAACGCGAGGAACCACCUUCCAAGCCUGCCCCAGUUCAAGGUUUGAUCCUUUGAUUUACUGCUGUAAAUUUUGUUUUCAAUUCAAACCUGGAGUUAUUUCAUACCAGAAAAAGUGUCGAAUAUAGGACGUGCUUUACCAAAUUACUUGGAUUUGAUUGCAUGUAAUGUCUUUUGUUUCUAAAAAUGUCAAUAGACCGAUAUGUGUGUUUCUGCUGUUUUUAUUGGAGUUGCCUAAUUGCGAGCAAA
Manihot esculenta (cassava) is the source of this 1278-nucleotide messenger RNA. Its product is annotated as binding partner of ACD11 1. The transcript has 5 exons. Gene Ontology annotation, molecular function: RNA binding. The coding region runs from base 244 to 1086 and encodes 280 amino acids. The record is from RefSeq and is a predicted model, not a curated record. Lineage: Eukaryota; Viridiplantae; Streptophyta; Magnoliopsida; Malpighiales; Euphorbiaceae.